This is a messenger RNA of Cryphonectria parasitica EP155, 1359 nucleotides long. RefSeq lists its product as uncharacterized. The annotation marks the transcript as partial. Gene Ontology annotation, molecular function: transmembrane transporter activity. The record is from RefSeq and is a predicted model, not a curated record. NCBI's taxonomy places the organism in Eukaryota, Fungi, Ascomycota, Sordariomycetes, Diaporthales, Cryphonectriaceae. The transcript has 2 exons. Gene Ontology annotation, cellular component: membrane. Gene Ontology annotation, biological process: transmembrane transport.
AGCCUCUACCAGCUGCCGCUGAACCUGGUGAUCGAGAGGCGUCUCUGUCUAGAGUACUACCUCCAUCAUGACCCCUCACAGAUUGGACCUGACGGCGCCGUGGACGAGGUGCUUUGCAAGAUUGAUAUCGUCCAGCAGGGUCUGGGAUGGCUGCAGGGGACGAUGGAUACGAUCUGGGUCGUUGGGGAUCUCCUUAUGACCGUACCCCUGGGGUUUGUGGCAGAACGAUAUGGCAGACGUGUCGUGCUCUGGCUGAAUCUGGUUCCUCGGCUUUUCAUGCUGUCCUGGGCUGUCCUCGUUGGUUUCUUCGACCGGGCCAUCCCAACCAAGGCCAUCGUGAUUGGUCCCAUGCUUUCAUUCCUUGGUGGAGACUGCGUCUUCAAUUCUAUCACGUAUUCCUUGACAGCCGGGAUGACAGACGACUACGUGCUGCGGGCCUCCUAUUUUGGUUACAUGAGCUCCAUCUCGUAUGUUGUGAACCUUCUGGGACCAGCCCUCGCAUCCUUCUCCAUGACGAUACUCUUGUGGCUGCCAUUCUGGAUCGGCAUUGCGCUACUCCUCGCAGCGGCUCUGGUCAUCCGGAUGGUGCCUGACUUCACGUCAUCUGCGAGAUACCCAGACGAGCAGGAACAGCCACUUCUGUCCUCUCCCCUCUUGAAAGCACAGCACGCCGGCCCUUCGUUCGUGCAGUUGGUCGUGGAGAGGUUCCGCACGCUGAAGACAGUACUCAGAAGCCACUCUCGCAAUUUCGGGCUCAUGCUUCUCUGCUUCCUUCUCGCCUCGCUGGCAAGCUCUGACACCAAGCUCCUGGUUCAGUAUAUAUCGAAAAGAUAUCACUGGACUUUCGCCUCAGCCGGAUACCUGAUCUCGGGCAAGGCAGUCGUCAACUUUACCCUUUUGACUUUCAUUGUGCCCCGCGCCCUCCGAUCUGUCGCCGACUCUUCUGCUGGGCAAGGUUCACCAGACGCGUCCGACCGGAUCAACAUCCGUUUCGCCAACGCAUGCUUCGGCGUUUCCAUAAUCGGCGCCCUUGCCAUCGCCCUAGCCGCCACCAUCUGGCUUCUCAUACCAGCCAUGUUCAUCUAUGCUCUGGGCUCGGCACUUCCCAUCUUCACGCUGUCGCUUCUGAAAUCACCAUCGGUCAUCUCCAGCUCCGAGGGCUCGAGCAGCAGCGAGGAUGACGAUGGCCUGCACGCUGGUGAAGCUGAUACUCACAUCUUCUCGAUUGUCAUGCUUGUCAAGACGCUUGGCUCUCUUAUCGGUGCGCCGCUGAUGGCGGUCUUAUGGGUCAAGGGUAUUGGCCUUGGGGGUGGAGCACUGGGCAUGCCAUAUUUCGUGAGCUCGGCUUGCUAUGGUGUA